Molecule: messenger RNA, 936 nt
Organism: Pistacia vera
Lineage: Eukaryota; Viridiplantae; Streptophyta; Magnoliopsida; Sapindales; Anacardiaceae
Product: probable signal peptidase complex subunit 2
Exons: 5
Coding region: 52-624 (190 amino acids)
Biological process (GO): protein targeting to ER
Cellular component (GO): signal peptidase complex; membrane
Source: RefSeq, a predicted model, not a curated record
CACGCCCUCUUAAAAUUCACCAAACCAUUUACAGACGAACACCGCGAAAAAAUGCCAGAGAAAUCAGAAAUGGCGAACAAAAACCCUAAGAAGGCCAAUCUCUUAGAUCAUCACUCCAUCAAACACGUCCUCGACGAGACCGUCCCUGAGAUUGUUGGCAGUCGCGGUUAUGUGGAAGACGUGAGAAAGAGCAAUAUUAGGUUGUUCAUGGGAUCAAUUAUCAUUGUCAUUGCGUUGGUUGCUCAAUUUUACAAAAAGAAGUUUCCAGAGAAUCGCGAUUUUUUGAUCGGAUGUAUCGCGUUGUAUGUAGUUUUCAAUGUGAUAUUGCAGCUAUUCAUACACACAAAGGAAAAGAAUGCAAUCUUGUUUACUUAUCCUCCUGAGGGUUCCUUCUCCAGCACUGGUUUGGUGGUUUCUUCCAAAUUGCCAAGAUUCUCCGAUCAGUACACACUUACCAUCGCAAGUGCAGAUCCAAAAUCAAUAUCAGCAGGGCAGCCAGUUGAGCUUACCAAAAGCGUCACUAAAUGGUUCACCAGGGAUGGAGUUUUAGUGGAGGGCGUAUUCUGGGAAGAUGUUCUAGCUCUAGUUGAUAAGUAUACAGCAGAACCAAAGAAGAAGAAGUAAUCUUAAUCUUCAGAGCUUUUGUGAAAGAUUACUGUUUAGGAAGUGAGAUCCAGGGACAUUGUCAAUUAAUGCAGAUGUUUUUCAUAAUUAAUAUGCUUGCAUUGGAAAAUUUUGAACCUAACCGAAUGAAUCAACUUUAGACUACAGUUUACACCUUUAGUCAAAAUUGCCCUUCAUGAAACCGAAGGGUUGCCAUCUUUUUAUAUCCUCAAUUGGUAUUUCGUAAAUAGCAUUAGAUAUUUUGGUGGCUGUACUCAUUUAACAGUUGUAACAGUUGCCAACCUGUUAGAUGCAAGAUUUUUCUAGCUGUUA